UAUAAUACCGAAUUGAAGUUCACGUUUGAAUUGUGAGUGAAAGGGGGCCCCCAGAAAAAAGAGUAUUCCCCCGCAGUGAAAUAAGGCGUGUUCCAUCCGUACAAAUACAAAUACAAAAAGAAAAGCAAGAAAGCAAAGAAAAAGUAUAAAGGAAAUGCCCAAAAGGCAGACAGAUAGGCUGACGGAAAAGGAAAAUCCGCACUAGGACUCGCGCAUUACCAUAAUGCUAAUGCUACCGGGAGUGGAAUAUAAGUUUCUAGUUUCCUCGAGCCAAAUGUGUAAUUCGAAAAAGUUUCCCCUUCUAUUUUCUAGCGCGUGUGUCUGUGACAAAUAAUUUCCUAAGGUCACAUAAAUGAAAAUUCCCCCUAAUACAAUUUGGAAAAUGUAAAAUAUAUAAAUCUAUUCCUAACGCUAAACAACAAAUAAACACAAGAUCAAAAACUUAAUCGACGCUUAACCGAAAAUCCUUAAAAUCUAAACAAGCAAGUGAAAAUAAUACUCUUUAGUUGCUAUUGCCCCCACAAAAUGCUGCCAAACCACGCCUGAGCCUCAACCUCAACUCAACCUGAACCUGGGCCUUUCAACCACGAAUCAAGGCCAGAACACAAACUGUGAUCAUAGACAUAACAACGAGAAUUGCCGCUGGAGCACUUGGCCCGAGAGAGUUCAAUACCCAGAAGGACAUCGUCACGACCACAAAGAACACAGUCAGUCCCGGAAGCCAGAAAGCCAAAAAUGAGGGAGGCCGACAGGAGUACAAAGGACAUAGCCAGCAGCCUGCCAGACCGCAAUUGAAGGAUUUAUAGAGCCGCAGAUAUAUAUAUAGAUAUAUAUAGAGACCGGGCCGGAUAAUCGGAAUCAAUUGCCCCGGCGAUAGCAAUCGGAGGAGCAGCAGCAGAGGACCAGAGCUGAGGAAAAGCGGAAAAGAGGGGCAGCACACACACCAACGGAGGCUGUAAUGACGACAAUUGACGCGAUGUAGCGCAGACUUAUGGUCGGCGAACGCGACAGGGACCGUGAGGCGGUACGCUGGGCAACGGGUGAAUCGACACCGCUCCAAACCAAUAAUGGAGUAUUACAAAUGGUCGGGCAAUUGCAAGGUGGACAGGCUGCUGGCCAGCAACAGCAACAGCAGCAACAAGCGACUCAGCAACAGCAACUCUCGAAACAGCAGCAGCAGCAGCUUCAGCAACAGCUGCAGCAGCAACACAAGCACCAGCAGCUGCAGCAGCAGCAGCAGCAUCAGGAGCAGCAGCAACUCCUGUAUCAGCAGCAUGCAGCUGCAACUAAUGCAACCGACAUGGGCGACAAUCAGCCGUACUAUGACACCAGCGGCAACGUCGACUGGGAGCGGGCAAUGGGAGCCGCUGGAGCUGGUGCAUAUGGUGGCCUCGGCCUCGGAUCUCUCCCAGCAGCUGGCGGCGGUGCUUAUCACCUUGGGCCAGCUGGUGCCGCUGGUGCACGCCAGUUGGAUUACGCUGAUGGCGGCCACCUUGCUGGCCCAUCCGCCGGAAAUGCUGCAGGUCUUUCUGCGGGAUCUACAGCGGGAGCGGGAGCAGCAACAGGAUCAGGUGCAGGAUCAGGAGCCACAGCAGGAGGAGCAGGAGGAGGAGGAGGAGGAGGAGCAACACCAGCAGCAGCAGGCAAGGAGGUUCGCUACGCCCCAUUCCCAGUCGCAUCGCCAACGCACUCGAUUCCCACAACGUCACAGCAGAUCGCUGGCAGCGUCGGUGGCGGGGGCGUCGGUGGCGGAGGCGGAGGUGAAUCAAUUUCAGGUGGCAUGCCCACCCAGAGCCAGAGCCAGAGCCAGAGCCAGAGCCAGACCACCGGCGCCCUGCAGCGGACACAUUCCAGAUCCAUGUCCUCCAUACCGCCGCCCGAGCCAUUCAUGAUAGCCCAGUCCAAGGCGGUGAACAGUCGCGUGUCCAUCAAUGUGGGCGGCGUCCGGCACGAGGUGCUGUGGCGGACGCUGGAGCGACUGCCCCACACGCGGCUCGGGCGGCUGAGGGAGUGCACCACCCACGAGGCCAUCGUGGAGCUGUGCGACGACUACUCAUUGGCCGACAACGAGUAUUUCUUCGACCGCCAUCCGAAAAGCUUCAGCUCCAUCCUGAACUUCUAUCGCACCGGCAAGCUGCACAUCGUCGACGAGAUGUGCGUGCUUGCGUUUAGCGAUGAUCUGGAGUAUUGGGGCGUCGACGAGCUGUACCUGGAGUCCUGCUGCCAGCACAAGUACCAUCAGCGCAAGGAGAACGUUCACGAGGAGAUGCGCAAGGAGGCGGAGUCCCUGAGGCAGCGUGACGAGGAGGAGUUUGGCGAAGGUAAAUGCGCCGAAUACCAGAAGUAUCUGUGGGAGCUGCUCGAGAAGCCCAACACCAGUUUCGCCGCCCGGGUUAUCGCAGUGAUAUCCAUACUAUUCAUAGUCCUGUCUACCAUAGCCCUGACGUUGAACACCCUACCACAACUACAACACAUUGACAACGGUACACCACAGGAUAAUCCGCAAUUGGCAAUGGUUGAGGCCGUGUGUAUCACGUGGUUCACUCUAGAGUACAUACUUAGGUUUAGCGCCUCGCCGGACAAGUGGAAGUUCUUUAAGGGCGGCCUUAACAUAAUCGAUCUAUUGGCAAUACUCCCAUACUUUGUUUCGUUAUUUCUAUUGGAAACGAAUAAGAAUGCAACGGACCAGUUCCAGGAUGUGCGUCGGGUGGUGCAGGUCUUUCGCAUCAUGCGCAUCCUGCGAAUCCUUAAGCUGGCCCGUCACUCAACGGGCCUGCAGUCGUUAGGCUUUACGCUGCGUAACUCAUAUAAGGAACUCGGUCUACUAAUGCUGUUCCUGGCCAUGGGCGUUCUCAUAUUUUCUUCGCUGGCAUAUUUUGCCGAAAAGGAUGAAAAGGAUACAAAAUUCGUUUCAAUACCGGAAACAUUUUGGUGGGCGGGUAUUACAAUGACAACUGUUGGCUACGGGGACAUCUAUCCCACAACUGCACUGGGAAAGGUUAUUGGUACUGUGUGUUGCAUAUGCGGUGUUCUGGUAAUCGCUUUGCCUAUUCCCAUCAUCGUUAACAAUUUUGCUGAAUUUUAUAAGAAUCAGAUGCGACGCGAAAAGGCCCUCAAGCGCCGUGAGGCACUCGAUCGUGCCAAACGCGAGGGCAGCAUUGUCUCCUUUCAUCAUAUCAAUCUGAAAGAUGCGUUCGCCAAGUCCAUGGAUCUCAUCGAUGUGAUUGUCGACACAGAAAAGCGCGAGAGUCACACACGUUCACUGAAAAAUUGGCACCGUUUAACCCACGCGCUCCGCCGAUCGCCCACAGGCCACAAUCUCUCGCAAACGGACGGCAACAGCACCGAGGGCGAAUCCACCAGCGGACGCAACCCGGCCACCACCGGCACCGGCUGCUACAAGAACUACGACCACGUAGCCAACUUGCGCAACUCGAACCUGCAUCACCGUCGCGGAUCCAGCUCUGAGCAGGAUGCAGUGCCGCCAUACAGCUUCGACAAUCCAAAUGCCCGACAGACCUCGAUGAUGGCCAUGGAGAGUUAUCGCCGCGAGCAGCAAAUGUUGCAGAUGCAACAGUUACAGCAGCAGCAGCAACAACAGCAACAGCAGCAGCAACAGCAGCAGCAACAGCAACUUAAGCCACCGAAUGGCGGAGCAGCCACAUCCGGAGUGGCCAACAACCUGGCCAUGGUGGCUGCCUCAAGUGCAGUCACCGCUGUGGCCACCACCGCCAGUACCAGUAAUCCCGGAGGUAAUACCCAAGGAUCGGAGGGUCCCGAAGGCGCCGAGGGCGGCGAUGACGAGGACAACCUCUCGCAGGCCAAGGGCCUGCCCAUCCAGAUGAUGAUCACGCCCGGGGAAGUGGCCGAGCUGCGACGCCAAGUGGCGCUGGAGAACCUGCAGAACCAGCGGAUGGACAACCUGGAGCAGGAUGUGCCCGUGGAAUUCGAGUGCUGCUUCUGCACGACCAAGGACUUCAAGGAGUACACCGAUGCGGAGGGCGUGAUCUCACUUCCAACUUCCGACUUCCACAAGCCAAUCUGUCUGGAGAUGCGUCUGGCUGCCGCCAAUCGCCAGGCGGGCGUCUUUGGACUCCUGGCAGGAGCAGCACAACCACCGCCACCUCUAAUGCAAGGACCCUUGUUGGCAUUGCCACCACCGCCUUUGCCGCUGCUGCAGCCACCUGCCACCUCCACCUGCCCGGCUGUCCUGCUGCCCGCCAUCUCACAGUCUUCGUCCACUUCCUCCUCGUAUGGCACCACCACCUCCACCACCAUUGCCCUACCCCUGGAUGCUUCCAUGCGUUACGGGGCCGCCAUCUGCAGUUCGUCGAACUUCAAUCACAAUUUCAACAACAACUUCAACACGACCACGGCGAACGGAAUGCUUCUCUUCGGUGGCGGCAACUACAAUGGGAAUAAUAACAACAACGCGGAUCUGGCCAGCGUGGACAGCUCGGACACAUAUGCCAGCUGCCAGACGCAUCCGUUCCUGUCGCAGGGCGAUCUCACGGCGGACUUUAACGACGAGGCCUGCGCCCUGGACAUCGAUAUGGACAACCUGUACAUAAAUCCCCUCGAGCGAGAGCAGCAGGGCAUCAGCAGCUCCACGGGCUUCAUUGUGGGCCUGCCGGCCACGAACUCCUCGGGCGCCCUGCGUGCCCAGGUGAAGAAGAGUGCCUCCGGCGACACGGCGCUGAGGAACCUGGCCUCGGGCGGUGCCGGUGCCGGCGGUCUUAGUCCCCUCGACGAUGUCUAUCAGAGCUUUGAUGUACAGGAACGCGGCAGCCGGGUCAGUCUGAAUGAGAACUCAGUGCCAAAGCACAGAAAGACGCGGUUCCAGCAGAGUUUCACUGCCAUGCGACCGACCAGUGCUGCCAGCUCUGGUUCCGGAAUGGGCCUACGUCCACGAGCCCGAUUCGAGGACACCAAGCUGGACGAUGAGACGAUCGGAAGAUUGGAGGGUAUAAGUCAGGCUGCAGCCGGUGCCUCUAGUAGUCCAGCGACCAGCGGCUCGGGGGGAUUCGGAGGCGGACCAGGACUGGGACCAGGACCCAAGAAGAAGCGCUCGGUAUUCAUGCCGGGCAAGAGCUUAGCCACUGCCACCAAACUGAUCAACCAGCAUUUGUUUGGCAUACAGAAUGUGGGCGCCAAAGCCAAGUUCGAGAGCAAGCAUUCCUCAUCGAUAGACUCGAUUGACGCCUCGCCCAAUCUGGAGCAUCAUCGACGCUCCAAGUCGAUCCUGAAAAACAAGUCUGAUGUCUCGCGCGUCCUGUCCGAUCCGGAAAGCGAGCGCCUACUCGCGGACAACAUGUCCGGUUCCGGUGUCUCCGACAAUGGCACCGUUAUGGGCGAAUCCGGCAGCGAUUACUCACCGAAUAAAUUACCUCAUUCAGUUUUAGCUAAGUCUAUAUCCCCACCACCCCUCAGGCACCGCACCCUAAUGCACCAGCGCUCAGGACCAGCGACCUUGCAAUCGAAGCCCACAAAGUUCCAAACGCCGCGCUAUCCCGAAGAGCAGGCUUUACGCCAAGUCAAGCCGCUCUUGUCGCGCACUGUACAAGCCACAUCCGCUUCCGGUUCGGCAACGGCAGGAUCAGCGGAUGGCCAGCAGACCAGGGACAGCAGUCUGGAUUCGGAGACGACCUUCACAUCGCCCGUAAGCAGUCCGCCGACUGUCACUGCCUCGACUUCCGCUUCCGCCUCUGCGUCUCAGACUGCCGCCGCCUCCGCCGCUCAGGAUGAUCGCGAGGAGGAGGGCGAGGCGGAGGCGAAUGAUGAGCAGAGGGCCUUGCUCCAAGGAGGCGAUGGCGAGACGGCCAAGGAACGAGCGGAGGGGAAGCGUGGAGCGGGCAAUGAGGGCACGUAGCAAUUAGGGACACACACA
Molecule: messenger RNA, 5887 nt
Organism: Drosophila kikkawai
Lineage: Eukaryota; Metazoa; Arthropoda; Insecta; Diptera; Drosophilidae
Gene: Shab
Product: Shaker cognate b
Biological process (GO): protein homooligomerization; potassium ion transmembrane transport
Cellular component (GO): membrane; voltage-gated potassium channel complex
Molecular function (GO): protein binding; delayed rectifier potassium channel activity
Source: RefSeq, a predicted model, not a curated record